AAUUCAAUGAAUAAGUCAAGAGCACACACUGUGACUGAAUUUGUUAUCUUGGGCUUUGGUGGUAGCUGGGAGACACGAAUCUUACUCUUUUCUCUGUUCUUCAUGAUCUAUAUCCUGACCAUGAUGGGGAAUGGGGCCAUCAUGUGUGCAGUGAAGUGGGACCAGAGGCUCCACACACCGAUGUAUAUCCUCUUAGGAAACUUUGCCUUUCUGGAAUUCUGGUAUAUAAAUUCCACUGUGCCCAACAUUUUAGGAAACCUCCUCUCAGAAACCAAAACCAUCUCAUUUGUUGGCUGUAUCAUCCAGUUCUAUUUCUUUACCUCCCUGGCAGCAACUGAAGUCAUUUUCCUGUGUAUCAUGGCUUAUGAUCGUUAUCUUGCCAUCUGCCGCCCACUACACUACCCAACAAUCAUGACCAUAAAACGCUGUUACACUUUGAUAUCUGGGUGCUGGAUGUUUGGCUUAUUAAGUUAUUUUCCAUCUACUAUCCAGCUCUCUCAGCUAUCAUUCUGUGGUCCCAACAUCAUUGACCACUUUCUUUGUGACAUGGAUCCAAUUAUAGCUCUAUCAUGCUCCCCAGCUCCUGUCACUGAAAUUCUAUUCUAUAUUCUCAACUCCCUCAUUCUCUUCCUCCCCGUACUCUACAUCCUUGGAUCUUACAUCCUUCUCCUAAGAGCUGUGCUACAAGUUCCCUCAGCUGCUGGCAGGCGUAAGGCUUUCUCCACAUGUGGAUCCCAUCUGGCUGUUGUCUGUCUCUUCUUUGGGAGCCUUAUGAUCAUGUAUGUGAGCCCAACAGCUGAGAACUCAGAAGUACAGAAGAUAAUAACCUUGUUCUAUUCAGUUGUGACACCAUUUUUAAAUCCCCUGAUCUAUAGCCUCCGUAACAAAGAGAUGAAGGUAGCCUUCAAAAAAGUCAUGAGGAUUGCUUCAGAAUAA
Molecule: messenger RNA, 936 nt
Organism: Antechinus flavipes (yellow-footed antechinus)
Lineage: Eukaryota; Metazoa; Chordata; Mammalia; Dasyuromorphia; Dasyuridae
Product: olfactory receptor 11H4-like
Exons: 1
Coding region: 7-936 (309 amino acids)
Biological process (GO): G protein-coupled receptor signaling pathway
Cellular component (GO): membrane
Molecular function (GO): G protein-coupled receptor activity; olfactory receptor activity
Source: RefSeq, a predicted model, not a curated record